This is a messenger RNA of Tetrahymena thermophila SB210, 1056 nucleotides long. RefSeq lists its product as hypothetical. The transcript has 6 exons. The record is from RefSeq and is a predicted model, not a curated record. Lineage: Eukaryota; Ciliophora; Oligohymenophorea; Hymenostomatida; Tetrahymenidae.
AUUAAGAAAAUUAAAUAAUAUCUAUUAUAGUAAAUUAAAAAAGUAAGUAUCAAAGAUAGAUAACUGAUUCAUUAAAACAUGUCAUAAUUUAGUAACUAUAGAAACAUAUCAAUUUACAACGACUAAAAGCAAUUCAAGAAUGAUAAUGAAGAGCUUUAUUUUGCAAAAAACUACAAUGAAAAGCUUUAUGGUAAGGGAAAAGAAAACGAUUUGAAGAUAGAAUACAUCAGACCUCCAGAGUCAGGCUUCUAGAAUACUGUUCAUAGUUAAUACUUGUCUAACAACAUCAAGCAAUAUAGAGAUUUAAAGUCAAAUAAUCCAAAUUAUACUUCUGGUAACCCUAUAACUCAUCAAGGAAAGACUGAUGAUGUAUUCAAACCAGCAAUUAGAAGAAAUGAGUACUCUGAUAUAGAUAAUUUUAACGCAGCAAACCAAAUGAUCAACAACUUUUACACAUCUCCAGAAAGAGAUUUUAAGUCAUCUUCAAAACGUAUUGAUGUUAAGCCUUCUGAAAGUUACGAACAUUUCUAAAAACGUGAAUUAAAAACAAGCUAGCCUUAUUCUGAAUAUGUUAGAACAAGAAAUCCAAUUAUCUAAGGUGAUGGAACUACUAACAUUUAAACUAAGCCUAGAAGUGCUGCUGGUGAUUAAAAAGUUUCAAAUGAAUAUUAAAGAAUGUAAAAUAACAAGUUCUUACUUCCCUCAGACCGUUAAUAUGUUUAAAAGGACACAAACACAACUUCAUAAAUCUUUUUCAAUAAUGAUAGCGAACCUUAUUAGACAUUUGGAACAAAAUAACCUUUAUAAUCACCUUCUGCAUAAAGAGUUCCCUAUGCUCACACAGGAGCUAAUUGCAGAGACUUAUUGAGUGGUGGCUAUGCUGAAAACAAUAGAAUUUAAGUUACCUCUAAACCAACUGAAGUAAAAGCUACUGAAAGAGAGACUAAAUUUGGAGAACUUAACUAUUACUGUGAUUAUAGAAAAAGAAGUAAUCUUUUACAAAAGGAAGAGUAAAGAGCAACAAACUAUGGUGGAGUCUAUAAAGGAAAGAAGUGA